Drosophila gunungcola (fruit fly) is the source of this 613-nucleotide messenger RNA. RefSeq lists its product as uncharacterized. The coding region runs from base 99 to 539 and encodes 146 amino acids. The record is from RefSeq and is a predicted model, not a curated record. NCBI's taxonomy places the organism in Eukaryota, Metazoa, Arthropoda, Insecta, Diptera, Drosophilidae. The transcript has 2 exons.
GAUUAAAGAAGGCGCUGACUUUGUGGUCGAUCUGCUAUUCAGACUUUUCAGUUGUCGAAUAUACAUACAUAGUCGCAUGCGUUUUUAGCUCCGAUAAAAUGGGGAAAAAAAAUAAAUCCAAAACGGAUACAAUCAAAAAGAAAGUGCCUGUCGGUGAAGCUAAAAAAGCACCUGAAACUUCUCUUGUCGCGGAACCGAAAUGCCCAGAACCCAAGGAUCCUCCUUGUAAGAUAAGCAUGGAGAAGGCUAAGAAGCACGAAGACCAAAUGUCCGCUCUGGCCUCCAUGCCUGAGCGUUUGGACCAGAAAAUCCAGAGCAUCAAGGCUGUGCAGCAGCAAUACUCCAAGCUGCACCUGCAGCAGUUGGUCCUCCUCGACGAUUGCAUUGAAUUCCUUCAGGAACUUAACGCGGUUCAACCCGGCAACGUCCUCGAGCAGAAGAUAUUCCUGGACACUUUUAUCGAAGUCAACGCCAAGCUAUCGGAGGUAUUCGAGAACAUUCUUCCCGCUCAGUUGGAUAUGCUGAAGUUACGAACCUAAGAACUUGCAUUUAUCCAACCAGUUGUCCAAAUAAUUUGCUACUUUGAGUUAUAUAAAAAUGCAGAAUAAACGAA